Molecule: messenger RNA, 946 nt
Organism: Sebastes umbrosus (honeycomb rockfish)
Lineage: Eukaryota; Metazoa; Chordata; Actinopteri; Perciformes; Sebastidae
Product: serine/threonine-protein kinase pim-1-like
Exons: 9
Coding region: 31-858 (275 amino acids)
Biological process (GO): negative regulation of apoptotic process; protein autophosphorylation; regulation of mitotic cell cycle
Cellular component (GO): cytoplasm
Molecular function (GO): protein serine/threonine kinase activity; ATP binding
Source: RefSeq, a predicted model, not a curated record
UAAUGCUCUUCACAACUCUAUUAAACCUAAAUGUUGUUUGUCUUUUUAGCUGCAUUCAAGGCCAAAUACAAACAACAGAAAAAGCUCGGCGAUGGAGGGUGUGGUGCUGUGUUUGCUGGCUAUCGCAAAGCAGAUAAUUUGCCUGUUGCCAUCAAACACGUCCCAAGCGAGACUCAGUUCAUCAAACACGUGGACGAGCAUGGGAAUACGUUCUCCGUGGAGGUGGCCGUCAUGUUGAAACUGGCGGCCGAUACAAGUGGCUCAGCGGGCUCCUCGGCACCUGUGUCCCUACUGGACUGGUAUGAUCUGGAACAGGAGCUGAUCCUGGUGCUGGAGAGACCAGUCUCCUGCGUGGACUUGGCCACGUACAUCUGCUCAAAGGGAGGCUCCUUAGAAGAGGAAGAGGCCAAGAUCAUCCUGAAACAGCUGGUUGAUGCAGCAAUUGAGCUUCAGGAUAAGGGCAUCUUUCACCGGGACAUCAAGGUGCAAAAUAUCUUGAUCGAGACCGGCUCUGACCUCCCGCGAGUUCGCCUCAUUGACUUUGGACUGAGCUGCUUCGUGAAGAGAUGCUCCACUUACCAGCAAUUCUACGGUACCUUUAAUCACAUCCCUCCAGAGUUGUACAAUAGUGACCGCUACAGGGCCGGCCCCACCACAGCGUGGCAGAUGGGAGUGGUCCUGUAUGAAACGCUCCACCGAUACAGAGUUUUUGAGACCCUCUCGUUCUUCAAAAACAGUCUGAGAUUCAGCCAGAGGCUGUCCAAAAAUUGCAAGGAUUUCUUGCAAAGCUGUCUGACUGAAGACCCCAAACAGCGCCUGACCCCGGAGCAGCUCAAGCAUCACCCAUGGCUCAGAUAAACCAACCCGGAACACACACGUCCUCGCCAUACAAUACUGAAGUCAUCCAAGUACUAAUGCUGCAUUAUAUUUGACAGCAAGAACGUGU